AUGCACAAAUCACAACGACGACUACGGACACUACAACAACAACUACUGCCACUACAACCAAAACGACGACUACCACUACGAGCACAGCAACGACUACCACUACCACUACAACCAAAACAACAACUACCCCGACGACUACCACAACAACUACCACUACGACCACAACAACGAGUACCACUACGACCACAGCAACAAGUACCACUACGACCACAACAACAAGUACCACUACGACCGCAACAACGACUACCACUACAACCAAAACAACAACUGCCACUACGACUACAACAACAACUACCACUACGACCACAACAACAAGUACCACUACAACCAAAACAACAACUACCACUACGACCGCAACAACGACUGCCACUACGACUACAACAACAACUAGCACAACUUCGACAAAGACGACGACGACUACUACGAUGA
Molecule: messenger RNA, 429 nt
Organism: Rotaria socialis
Lineage: Eukaryota; Metazoa; Rotifera; Eurotatoria; Philodinida; Philodinidae
Source: the annotation of a GenBank genome assembly